UCCAUUAAUGUGAAUCUGGCAAUCGUUUUAGAUUUGUUGUGUAUUUAUGGGUACAGAAAUUUUUUUAUUUCAAUACUGUCAAAUAUCGGCUUUAUUUUUCUCUUUUAAAAUGUGAUAUUAAAACAUAUCUUAAAAAAACAAUUCCAUAACAUCACAAUAUGUCAUAAUCAAGGUACUAUUCAAGUAUGUGAGGACCACGAAGGAACAAUGUAGUUUUAAUUUGUAGAAGGAUGUUCUUAAUUUCCUACUAGUGUAUACAACAAUGGUUAUCAGAUGAAACUCAUCAACUGGUUUGAUCAUGGACACUAUCUUAUCAGAAUUCAUUGCACGCACAUCAGCUGAUCCUGGAUUAGCAAGAGAUCUCUUAGAAGGACAUGAAUGGGAUUUACAAUCAUCUCUCUCAGCAUUUUAUAUGCUGAAAGGCAUAACUCCAGGACCCAAGCCAAAAGAAUCUGCUUUGCCAAUUAAACUUUCUGGAGGCCACAAACAGCACCUGGAAGUUGAUAGUUACAUGUCUUCAAAAUCAUCUCACCCAAAAGAAUCUUCGCCUGAUAUCGAUGAAAUUGGAAAUAAAAGACUGUCCAGAGGAAUAUCCAGAGCUACUGAAAAUGUUAAUCUGGUGUCUAGAGCCCGAAGCAAGCUUGCUAAAGAAUUUGUUGCCACUACCUCUGAAAAACAUCAAGUUAUGUCUGGACUUGAGACACCUGUAUAUACAUUUUCACUGCCUGAUCUUUCUAUAUAUCCUACUGAUUUUAGAGAAUUUCUUGAAAAGGACUUGAUAGAAACAUCUACUUUAGUCUCACUGGAAAAUGCAGGACGUUUGAAUUGGUGGGCUGAAAAAGGAACUUGUCAAAGAUUAUGGCCCUUAGCUACUACUGGAGAUGGAAAUUGUUUAUUACAUGCUGCAUCACUAGGUAUGUGGGGAUUUCAUGAUCGAUUACUAACAUUAAGAAAAGCAUUACAUAGCCUCCUGUCAAAUAGCACAUUCACUGAGGCUUUCUACAGGCGAUGGAGAUGGCAGGUUUCAUUGCAAAAUAAAGAAGCUGGAUUAGUUUAUUGUGAAGAAGAGUGGAAUAAGGAGUGGCUGACUUUACUGAAAAUGGCUUCCACUGAACCCCGCCUUCAUCCAUGCCAAAAAAGAAGCUUUUCUGACAGUUCUAAUAAAGGGCCACUGUUAGCUGUACCAGAAGAUGACAUUCAACCUGAUGUUUAUGAAAGCUUAGAAGAAUUCCAUGUCCUAGCCCUAUCUCAUGUGCUGCGCCGGCCAAUAAUAGUUAUCGCAGACACAGUACUAAAAGAUGUGACUGGUGAACCAUUUGCUCCCAUUCCAUUUGGUGGUAUUUAUUUGCCUUUAGAAUGCCCUCCAGCUGAUUGCCUUCGCUCUCCAUUAUGUUUAACUUACGAUGCUGCUCAUUUUUCUGCUCUUGUUGCUAUGGAGAAAGAAGCAUAUGCUGAUAAAACUCCACAUCCUCCUGCUGCUAUUCCUUUGAUAGACCCAGAGCAUAAACUUUUGCCAAUUCAAUUUGCUGUUGAUCCAGGAGUAGAGGUCAGAUGGGGUCAAGAUGAAAAUGACCCCAUCAUAAUCUCUAAAUUGACUCUUACUGAUAAAGACAAACUUGGUCUGCUUCACGAAUACCUGGACAUAAUCGAAUUGCCAGUGUUUGGAGUUUCUAAACAAGACUCUGUAGAUUUUCAAGAAGAAGAUUCUAUGUCCAACAGUACUGAUAUUGAUAGAAGUUCCGCAGCGGGAAGUUUUGAUUCUGACGAUAGCAAUAUGGAUAGAGGGUCAGGUAGCUCUAGCCCUGGGGGCUUACUAUCUCUCCAAAGAAGUAAAGCCACUAGGCAACUUCAAAGUGUUGCCAAACAAUUUGGCAGCAUUGGAAGGACAAUGAGCAAAAAAAUAAAGAAAAAUUUUGGUAGUUUUACACGAAGAGCUUCUUUUAGAGGUACUCCAGAGAGUAAAUCUGUUGACUCGCUAAAAAACAGCAAAGUCAAAGACCCCACUUUACUCUCUAUUCGCCUGUCUGCCAGCGGCAUCGUCGGAACUCCGGAUAACAUCAUUGCAGCAGUUAUUCACACCGACAACAGGCACGAGUACCAAGAAGAAAUGAUAAGAAACUACCUAAAUUCUGCCAGAUGUCGAUUCCUAAAAGAAAAAAGCAAAAAGAAGCAAGAUGGAGUAACAGAAACAACUCGGAGUGAUCAGCGAGAUUGUUCUUCACCUUGCAUCAAACCUGGCUGCAAACUUAAUGGAUCUGUGGACACUCAUUAUAUGUGUUCAAGUUGCUAUAGUCAGCAAAAAUCUCAUACAGUGGAAGAGAGUAGGUGCAAAAACUCUCCUCCAAGACAUUUGAAAAGCAAUAAAACAUCUGCCAGUGAGGGAGGUAGUGAUUCUGAACGUCGCACUGCACCUGACAAAGUGACCUUAGUACCAAAAUCAUCCAGUUCAUCUGGAAAAUCGUCUAGGUGUAAAGAUUCAAAUAGUUCAUCACCAAGUUCAAUCUCAUCUGGGAGUGGUGUUAAAUCAGUGACUAAAACUAAAGUGCAUCUUGAUACAAUCUAGGUGCAGGAAAAAAAAGCCUUAUAUAUGCUUGUCAAUUAGUUUUGGUCAUAUUUCCUUGGAAAAUAUUUGUUGAUGUAAAAAAGUAGGCAUCUAGCGCUGUUUUCUUUCUUGUUUAAUCAAAUCUGUUUGAUCCUGAAAAAAGUACUGAAAAAUUUUACUUGCAUAUUUCAUAAAAGGAAAGUAAAGAAUUUAUUUUCCAACUUUUAAGUUACUUAUGAACCAUUAUUGAAAAAUAGUUUUUGAGCAGCUACUUUUUAAAAUUAAUUUUCCUGAGCAUUUAUUCUAAAAAUAAGACUAGAAUUAUUUAUUGUUUAAAUAUUUGUUUUUUAAUAAAAUGAGACACGUUAAAUUACUUCAGUAAUAAAUUAUUUAACAGAUAUAGAUAAGACUAUUGCUAUCAUGCCAAAUUGUAAUAAAAUAUUUCAUUUGGCAACAAAAUUAGCAAUCAUAUUCAUCUAAUUGCAGGGGCUAAAAGAAAAAUUUUAAAGUUUAGUGGGAUAAUAGUAGAUGUUAAUAGUUUCAAAACUGCAUUUGAAAUAUAGACUUCAAAUAAAAACUAAAAAAUGCUGGAAAAGUGAAAUAUUUUGUAUUAUCUCAAAAUACCUAAAAUAAAUUUUCCUGAAAUUUCUAGGCAAUUUCUAUAACCAAUAGUUCAGUAACUGAGAAAUGGAGAUAGCUUUUUUAUUUUUUGCUUAUUACCCAAAUUACUAAGAUAAACCAAAAGCUUGUUGAUUGUGCGAAAUUUAAAAGGUUGCUUAUUUAAAAUAUAAAUGUAACGUCCACCAGGAUUUAUUGUUAUGGAACAAAAGUCUUAAUGAAAAGUAGUUUGUUUCAUAAAGACCUAGUUUUACUUAUUAUUUUUUUUACUCGACAAUCACAAGAAAAAUCACCUAAUGCUAGUUAGUCAAUAGAUCUUUGAACAUUAACAAAAAGUUGCCAAGAAUGUAUGACUGAAAAUCAGUGAUAAGUAUCUGUAUUAUAUUGGUGUAUAAAAACUGAAAGAAAUUAUUAUAUCUAUUCCAAAGAUUAGACUUAUCAAUCACUCAUUUGAGCUGCACUUGAUAUAUUUUUUUUUUAUAUGUACGUAUUCCAUUUGCAUGUUUGUUAAUGGGUGUCUUUGUGAUUUGUAAACAAGGAAACACCUCCAAAUAUUUAAAUUUUGAGUUCAUUCAUUUAUUUAUAAUUGGUAGACUUUAUGAAGAUGCAAGUGAGGAUGGGAUUUAAAUUAUUGGAGGUGGUCUUUAACAGAUCCAUGUUUCCUAAGACACCCAUUAUUUCACUUCAAGUUUGUUAACAUUUUUCUGGUGAUUAUGCAAUAUUUGUGAUGUCCCGUGUCACCUUAUCAGUAUUAAAUAAUCACUCAGAAAUUGUUAUUAUAA
This is a messenger RNA of Parasteatoda tepidariorum (common house spider), 3942 nucleotides long. RefSeq names its product OTU domain-containing protein 7B. Gene Ontology annotation, biological process: protein K48-linked deubiquitination; protein deubiquitination involved in ubiquitin-dependent protein catabolic process; protein K11-linked deubiquitination. The record is from RefSeq and is a predicted model, not a curated record. Lineage: Eukaryota; Metazoa; Arthropoda; Arachnida; Araneae; Theridiidae. Gene Ontology annotation, molecular function: K63-linked polyubiquitin modification-dependent protein binding; cysteine-type deubiquitinase activity. Gene Ontology annotation, cellular component: nucleus; cytoplasm.